This is a messenger RNA of Exophiala aquamarina CBS 119918, 612 nucleotides long. RefSeq lists its product as uncharacterized. Gene Ontology annotation, biological process: cellular response to oxidative stress. The record is from RefSeq and is a predicted model, not a curated record. Bases 1 to 612 code for a protein of 203 amino acids. NCBI's taxonomy places the organism in Eukaryota, Fungi, Ascomycota, Eurotiomycetes, Chaetothyriales, Herpotrichiellaceae. The transcript is spliced from 2 exons.
AUGUCUUCUUCAUUCCUUGACGCUGUCAAGUCUCGCCGCACAUUUUAUCAACUCUCCCACGAAUCAACCAUCCCCGACUCCAAAAUCCAUGAGAUUGUGAAUGCCACGGUGAAGAACGCUCCUUCAUCAUUUAACUCGCAAUCGACCCGUGUCGUUGUGCUCUUGGGCGAUGAGCACACCAAGCUCUGGGAAGAAAUCGUCAAGCCAGCAGUGAAGGCGGUCGCCCCUCCUGAGGCAUGGGCUGGCUCUGAGCAGAGACUCAACGGCUUCAAGGCCGGAUAUGGAACUAUCUUGUUCUACGAAGAUCCCGCGGACGUUGCCAAGUUGCAGGAGCAAUACGCCCUCUACGCCGACAAAUUCCCACAGUGGAGCGAACACACAAGUGCCAUUCAUCAAUACAUCCUGUGGGUCGCUUUGGAGCAAGAAGGUCUCGGUGCUAACCUCCAGCACUACAACCCUCUGAUUGAUCAAAAGAUUGCCUCCACCUGGAAUGUCGACCCCAAAUGGAGCUUGAAGGCACAACUUGUUUUUGGCAAGCCCGCUGGCCAGCCUGGCGAGAAGUCAUUCAAGCCACUUGAGGAGCGUGUCUUUGUCCACGGUGCCAAGAACUAA